AUAAUCUAGCAUAUGAUUUUAAUUGAGUAGCGUACGUCGUUGAAGUUUGAGCUCAGUUUGUCAUCUAAUUAAACUCCUGCUGUGAAAAAAUCAAUAUAAAAGAGAUCAUUAAAUUUCCGAGUGCACUUGUAUUUAUUUUUGGCAGUUACGUUGUUAUUAUAUUAUUUAUAUUGAUUUUGUUUUAAUAACGAUGGAUGAGAAUAUAAAUAAUCCAAUCAAGUCAAUUACAUCGUUUUACGCUGGACAAAGUAUAUUUUUAACAGGUGCGACAGGAUUUAUGGGUAAAGUAUGCAUGGAGAAGAUACUGCGAUCUUGCCCAGAUGUUCGCGAAGUGUUUAUAUUGAUGCGCCCAAAAAAAGAACAAAGCAUUAACGAAAGGCUCGAACAAAUAUUGAAAUUACCGUUAUUCGAUAAACUGCGAAAAGAGCAACCUUCAAAUUUAAAAAAAAUAAUUCCACUUUUUGGUGAUGUUAGUAAAGAGAACUUGGGUCUGUCGGCUGCCGAUAGAGAAAUGUUAGUUGAAAGAGUGACUAUAAUAAUUCAUGCAGCAGCGAGUGUGAGAUUUAAUGACAGCUUAAAGUAUGCUAUUUUUAUAAAUACUAGAUCGACAAGAGAUAUCUGUAUCUUAGCUCAAGAUAUGAAAAAUCUUCUAGCACUAGUUUAUGUUAGUACAGCAUACGCGCAUAUAAAUAAUUCUGUCAUAGAAGAAAAAAUAUACCCACCAGUAGCCGAUUGGCGGAAAAUGAUCAAAGCAGCCGAGUCAUUGGAUGAGCAUAUUUUAAAUGUCUUUACAGCUAAAUGUUUGGAAUGUUUUCCCAACACAUACAUAUUCUCGAAAAAUUUAGCUGAGAGUGUAAUAGCGGAUUAUUCUUCAUCGUUACCUUGUGCGAUUGUAAGACCUUCUAUAGUGUCAAAUACAUUGAACGAUCCAUUCCCAGGAUGGAUAGAUAAUUUGAAUGGUAUAGUAGGAAUACUCGUCGGUGGUGGUAAAGGAGUACUACGAGUAUUCAAGACUAAUAAACAUCUUCGUCCAGAUGUGAUGCCGGUAGAUGUUGCCAUCAAAUGGUUGAUAAUCACAGUUUGGAAGAUUGGAUUGACCAGCUUCAAGCCGGGUUCUUCACCUUUUAUCAUAAAUUGUACUUCUUCCAAUCUGAGAGGAUUGUCCAUAGAACCAAUUUGUAAAAUGGGUUUUCAACUUCUAGAUGAGAUACCCUUCGAGCAAACUCUUUGGACUCCCGGUGUAAUAAUUACUAAUAAUUCCAUCAUAUAUUAUAUAUUGACAAUGUUGUUGCAUAUCUUGCCAGCUAUUUUAAUAGAUCUGAUUUUAAAACUUACGAAACAUAAACCUAUGCUAUUAACAAUGCAAAAAAAAGUAUACACGGCCUGCUGCGCUGUGGGAUAUUUUGCGAAUCAUCAAUGGAUAUUUAAAAAUAACAAUGGUAUAGAUUUAUUCGAUUCAGUUCUACCCGAAGAAAAAGAAGCAUUCUCAUGUGAUAUUUUAAAUAUUGAUGUUAAAGAAUUUUACAGGGCCGGUAUAAUUGGAGCUAAAAAAUAUCUCUUUCACGAGGACAUGAAUCGCUUAGAUGUAGCUAAAGCGUAUCGCAGACGAUUAGAUUUGUUUGCUACGGCAUUUAAAACUAUCAUCGUUAUUGGAAUAAUAUGGAUGAUAUAUAAGUGAACCGACACUGAUUGUUAAAUAUUCUCAGAUCGCAAACUGAUCAACAUCGUCACAAACAACUAUAGUGUAAUAUAUAUUACUUGAUGUAUAAUAUAAAAUAAAUUAAACUUGGCAA
Messenger RNA from Nylanderia fulva, 1793 nucleotides. Its product is annotated as fatty acyl-CoA reductase 1-like. Lineage: Eukaryota; Metazoa; Arthropoda; Insecta; Hymenoptera; Formicidae. Gene Ontology annotation, molecular function: alcohol-forming very long-chain fatty acyl-CoA reductase (NADP+) activity. Gene Ontology annotation, biological process: long-chain fatty-acyl-CoA metabolic process. The record is from RefSeq and is a predicted model, not a curated record. Gene Ontology annotation, cellular component: peroxisome.